Messenger RNA from Synchiropus splendidus (mandarinfish), 1095 nucleotides. RefSeq names its product N-acetyltransferase 15 (GCN5-related, putative) (gene naa60). The transcript has 7 exons. Gene Ontology annotation, biological process: N-terminal peptidyl-methionine acetylation. NCBI's taxonomy places the organism in Eukaryota, Metazoa, Chordata, Actinopteri, Syngnathiformes, Callionymidae. Gene Ontology annotation, molecular function: histone acetyltransferase activity; protein-N-terminal amino-acid acetyltransferase activity. Bases 208 to 936 code for a protein of 242 amino acids. The record is from RefSeq and is a predicted model, not a curated record. Gene Ontology annotation, cellular component: Golgi membrane.
CAACAGGAAGAAAACAUCAAGUGUUAGCAUCCGCAGCUGCAGUUCGGCUUAGCAUCGGCAUCGUGAUGAAACAUCCUUGAGAACCAGGAGGAGAUACGCUUUAUGUGCUGUCAUGCUGUAUUCGCAUUAGAGACUUCGCUCGAACGACAACCGAGAGGUUUAAGGCUCCAGAGUUUCCUGUUGUUGAGGUGUUAAAAUAAGGGGUGAAUGAGUGACGUGGUGCCGCCCACAGCUCUCAGUGAAGUCCAGCUCCGCUUCUUGUGCCACGAUGACAUAGAGAGUGUGAAAGUGCUGUGCGGGGAUUGGUUCCCAAUCGAGUAUCCAGACUCAUGGUAUCAGGAUAUUACCUCCAACAAGAAGUUCUUCUCCCUGGCUGCCACCUUCAGAGGAGGCAUCGUGGGAAUGAUUGUGGCCGAAAUCAAAGGCCGGACCAAAGUACACAAAGAGGAUGGAGACAUUCUGGCCUCCAGUUUCCCGGUGGACACACAGGUAGCCUACAUCCUCAGCCUGGGUGUGGUCAAAGAGUUCAGGAAACACGGAAUAGGCUCCCUACUGCUGGACAGUCUGAAGGAGCACAUCUCCACCACGGCCCAGGAUCACUGUAAGGCCAUCUACCUUCACGUCCUCACCACCAACAACACUGCCAUCCACUUUUACGAGAACCGGGACUUCAGGCAACACCACUACCUGCCCUACUACUACUCCAUCCGAGGCGUCCUGAAGGACGGCUUCACCUACGUGCUCUACAUCAACGGAGGGCAUCCGCCCUGGACCAUAUUUGACUAUAUCCAGCACAUUGGCUCGGCUCUGGCCAGUCUCAGCCCGUGCUCCAUCCCCCAGAGGCUUUACCGCCAGGCCCAGUCGCUGCUGCGCUCCCUGCUGCCCUGGUCCAACAUCGCCUCCAAGACCGGCAUCCAGUACAGCCGCACCAUGUGACGCCGCACGGAGGCGCCGCCAGUCUUCCCUGCUCCUCCCCGGUACACACGCUCCCGAAAAUGUUCUGUGGUCUCAAAUGUCGGCCCUCCGAUGCUCUCGCUGUGUCUCCAACACACCAAGACAGGGUCAACCUCCUGGAUAGAAGUGCGAUGUUUUGGC